Molecule: messenger RNA, 363 nt
Organism: Penicillium macrosclerotiorum
Lineage: Eukaryota; Fungi; Ascomycota; Eurotiomycetes; Eurotiales; Aspergillaceae
Exons: 1
Coding region: 1-363 (120 amino acids)
Source: RefSeq, a predicted model, not a curated record
AUGAACCUUUUUCAGCCAGGUGCAGUUGCCUGCAGCGGGCGUUCACGUUGGUCGAGGGCAAGUGCCGCUUGGGCCCCAACCCUGGGUGCGCCCGCCCCCCUUCUGCCCCCGAAGCUGGGGGAGAGCACCUCAACGGCUGCUGUUGGGAGUCUUCUCCCCAUCUGGGCCUGCUUCUCCCUCGCCAGGCCCCAUAGCGGCCCGCUGCGAUUCUUCUUCGGCCUGGGUCGCCUCGUGAAGCUGGUUGUGCAUGGGCAAACAGAGAAGCCCACCGAGCCCACCGAGCCCACCAAACCCACCGAGUCCACCGGUAAGUCUGCAAGUCUCAUCAGGGGCAAGCGCCAGGAACUGAUAGCCCGAUUAUGA